AUGUUCGCCGCUCGUCGUACUGCCAGCCUCUUCCAGAAGCGUGCCUUCUCGGCCUCCGCUAUCAAUGCCUCCAAGGUCUCCGUUCUCGGUGCCGCCGGUGGUAUUGGCCAGCCUCUCUCCCUGCUGCUGAAGCUCAACCCCCGUGUUUCCGAGCUUGCUCUCUACGAUAUCCGCGGUGGACCCGGUGUCGCUGCUGACUUGAGCCACAUCAACACCAACAGCACCGUUACCGGCUACAACCCCGAUGCUUCCGGUCUCCGUGACUGCCUCGAGGGCUCCGAGAUCAUCCUCAUUCCCGCUGGUGUUCCCCGCAAGCCCGGUAUGACCCGUGAUGACCUCUUCAACACCAACGCCUCCAUCGUCCGCGACCUCGCUAAGGCCGCCGCUGAGGCCGCCCCCAAGGCUCACGUCCUGGUCAUCGCCAACCCCGUCAACUCCACCGUCCCCAUCGUCGCCGAGGUCUACAAGGCCCGCAACGUCUACGACCCCAAGCGUCUGUUCGGUGUCACCACUCUUGACGUCGUCCGUGCCUCGCGCUUCAUCUCGCAGGUCCAGAACACCAACCCCUCCGGCGAGGCUGUCCCCGUCUCCAACCACUCCUCCAUCGCCGGCCAGGCCCGCGAUGCCCUUGUCAACCGCAUCCAGUUCGGUGGUGACGAGGUUGUUAAGGCCAAGGACGGUGCCGGUUCCGCCACCCUCUCCAUGGCCAUGGCCGGUGCCCGCUUUGCCGAGUCUCUCCUCCGCGCCGCCCAGGGCGAGAAGGGUGUCAUCGAGCCCACCUUCGUCGACUCCCCUCUGUACAAGGACCAGGGUAUCGACUUCUUCGCUUCCCGCGUCGAGCUCGGCCCUAACGGUGUUGAGAAGAUCAACUCCGUUGGCGAGAUCAACGAGUACGAGCAGGGUCUCCUCGAUGCCUGCCUGACUGACCUCAAGAAGAACAUCCAGAAGGGUGUUGACUUCGUCAAGGCCAACCCUUGA
Molecule: messenger RNA, 978 nt
Organism: Penicillium egyptiacum
Lineage: Eukaryota; Fungi; Ascomycota; Eurotiomycetes; Eurotiales; Aspergillaceae
Source: the annotation of a GenBank genome assembly